Cyprinodon variegatus (sheepshead minnow) is the source of this 1727-nucleotide messenger RNA. RefSeq names its product beta-taxilin-like (gene txlnbb). Gene Ontology annotation, molecular function: syntaxin binding. The record is from RefSeq and is a predicted model, not a curated record. The transcript is spliced from 10 exons. NCBI's taxonomy places the organism in Eukaryota, Metazoa, Chordata, Actinopteri, Cyprinodontiformes, Cyprinodontidae. Bases 128 to 1696 code for a protein of 522 amino acids.
UUCCCUGGUUUAUUUUAAGGUGGUCUUAUCACAGCUGUUGUGUCAGUGGUGCCCGCCUGUCCGAAACCCUUCAGGCACUCUUUCCCUUUUCCCUUCCGGACCUUUGUCCUGGGACUCGUUCAGAAUUAUGGAGGCCUGUCAGCAGAGCGGUCCUGCCCCCCAUGGACCUGGAGCAUCUCCGGCCCAGGAUCGCCACAUUGACCUGACAGAGGACCUGGCCCAACAGCUGGAGGACAUCAUUAGCACUUACCAAGCUGCCCAGACUCCAGCUGAGCCAGAGGACGUAGAGGAGGUCACAGCUGCCAAAGAGCCAGAUGCCCGCAAGGACCAGAAACUGGAGAAGAAAAUGCUCAAAAAUCUAGGCAAGGAGGCCAUGCUGUUAAUGCAAAGUCUGAACAAACUGGACACUCCAGAGAAGAAACUGGAAACUAUCAUUAAGAAGCACGCAGAGCUGCUGGAGGAGCAUCGAAGUGACCAGAAGCAAAUGAAGACUCUGCAAAAGAAGCUGCUUCAAGUGAUGAAGGAGAAGGACCAGCUGCAGAGCGAACACAGUCGGGCAGUGCUGGCUCGCAGCAAACUGGAGUCGCUCUGCAGGGAGCUACAGAGACACAACAAGACCUUAAAGGAGGAGACGCUGCAGAGGUGCAGAGAAGACGACUUAAAGAGGAAAGAGAUCACCACCCAUUUCCAGGGGACUCUGACCGACAUUCAAGCCCAGAUAGAGGAGCACAGCAGCAGAAACACCAAGCUGUGUCAGGAGAACAGCGCUCUGGCAGAAAAACUCAAGUCCCUCAUUACACAAUACGACCAGCGAGAGGCGAACCUGGAAAAGGUUUUCAAGCACAGAGACCUGAAGGAGAAACUGCUGGAAACCAAGCUGGAGCAGGCGAACCUAAUCCUGAAGGAGACCGAGGGGAAGCACAAGCUGGAGAAAGAACUUCUGCUCAAACAAGUGGCAGAGUAUAAGCUGCAGCUAAGCAGCCUGAAGGAGCAAGAAACGGACAUGAGGACUCAGCUUGACAUGUACUCCAAAAAGUUUGAUGAGUUCCAAGGUACGGUGUCAAAGAGCAGCAGUGUCUACAGCGGCUUCAAACAGGACAUGGACAAAAUGGCCAAGAAAAUGAGGAAGUUGGAGAAAGAGUGCCAUUCAUGGAAGACUCGCUUUGACAACUGCAACAAGAGUCUGAUUGACAUGGUGGCAGAUAGAACGAUUAAAGAAAAAGAGUUCGAGCUUCUCACUGUCAAGAACCAGAAGCUUGAAAGUCUGUGCAGGGCUUUGCAGGAGCAAAGGAAGAGUUUAUCUGGAAAGGUGCAGGAAGGUCAAACAGACCUAUGCAAACCUGAGGAAGCUCAGCAGGAGGGCAGUGAGGUGCAGGAGGCUCCUAGAGACCCAAAGGAGGAUCAUCCUGCUCAGAAUACAGAAAACCCCGCCUCUACUGGAGCACCAGAGCUCACAAGCCCACUGACCGAGGCGCUGGCUAAACUGAAGGCUGAACAGGCUCUUCUGAAAGAGAUUGCUAGUUCUUUCACAAUAUCACACACAGCAUCCACAGAAUCAGCAGGUAGUCAGUCACUUGGAACCAUGGAGGGCAUCCAAGAGCCAGAGGAGCAGCAGGGGGAGGAGAGAAAACACCAGGACGUCCAUGAGGAUCACAACCAAGAACAGAGAGAUCGGGAGAUGGAGUCAGUUGAUUAAUUCAGACAGAAAACCUGCCGCUGGUGAGAUU